Molecule: messenger RNA, 9837 nt
Organism: Petromyzon marinus (sea lamprey)
Lineage: Eukaryota; Metazoa; Chordata; Hyperoartia; Petromyzontiformes; Petromyzontidae
Cellular component (GO): cytoplasmic vesicle
Source: RefSeq, a predicted model, not a curated record
UGGUGCGGUGGGAGGGAGGGUGGGAGGUCCGUGGUGGGCUUAGAGGCUGCGGUGAUGCUCCGUGUUCGUGCGCUCUGAUGAGCAACCAGAGGCCGAAGGAGAUAGCUUGGACCCCCGGUGUGCGUGCAGCGCAGAGGGAUCGGAUCAGAUGCUCCUCCGUCCCUCUGGAGGUGAUGUCAGGCAAGGGCUGCAGGAUGAAUCACCGCUGAGGGAGCCAGCUGUGUGCGUGCGAAGGAGGAGCGAGCGAGCGAGCGGCCGAGCGGGGAGUGCGCGUCGCUCUCCGCAGUGUCCGUGAGCGGGCAAAAUGUGAACGCCGCCAUAAAGAGUCAGCAAACAUGAGGCUCCCGUAGUCAUGUCAUCAUAAGUCUGCGUAAAGGAAUCCUCUUCCACCAAACAAUGAGGGCCGAUUCUCCUUGACCUGGCCUAAAACGACUCGGGAGCCGGGAGCCUCUCAAACGUAGAGGGCGAAGACCGAGAAAGUUGGUGCGGCCCACGCGGCGUGGAAUGGCCAGCCCGCCGAAACUCACCGGAGAGACGCUGAUCGUCCACCACAUCCCGCUCGUUCACUGCCAGGUGCCAGCCGUCCGCGCGCAGGGCAUCAUGGGAAAGCGUGCCGCCCCCUUCAGCCUCACGUCAGACUUGGGCAGCCAGGGGUCCGUGUCUCUAUCGGGCAGCAGAACCAUCAACAGCAGCAGCAACAGCAGCAGCAACAACAGCAACAACAGCAAUAGCAGCAGCAACAACAGCACGAACAACGGCGACGGCGGACACGUGCGGGGGCGGGAGAAGGCCGGGCUGUCCUCUCCGUGCUCUACUGCCGUCGCCUCGCUGCCCGACGGAACGGCCCAGGUCCAGGACUCGGACUCCCCGAGGCUCUCGGGACCCUGCGGCACCGUCGUCCAGAACGACCCUCGGCGCAUGCAGCAGUCCUCCUUCCACCUCCACAACAACAAAAACCGGUGCAUGACGCGGUGGAGGUCGCUGAGCUCGCAGCUCGAGGGAGGGUGCGGCGUGACGAUCGCCGCCGACGGCCAGGUGACGAACACGAGCAGCAGGGCGAGGUCGCAGGUCACGGGCAAUGGCCGGGCGGGAAAUCGCUUCAACAGAGCCUCGUCGUGCCCAGACGGCCACAACGGCAACAACGUGAGGUUCAAGCGGCUGUCGCUGCAGUGCCAGGGGAAGGGCCUGUCCAUCGUGAGAGACAUCGACAACGCCGACGUGGGAGGCUACCGCAGCAGGAGCAGCUUGACCAACGAGUUGCUGAGGGAGGCGGAGGAGAUGCUCGACAACUGUAACGAGAGCGGAGCGGAGGACAACGCGCCCGUCGAGGGCUUUGAGAUCGGUGGUGGCGGCACGCACCGCGAUCCGGCAGAGCGCGGCUCCCGAUCGGCGCGCGCGCACGACAACGACGACGACGGGGGGUGCGACGGCGACUACGGUGGCGACGACGCGGAUUGCGAGCGAAAUGGCUACGCCAGCCUGGGCGACGCCAACUACGAGUACUGCGAGAACGACGGGCCGCACGGCGGGGGCUGCGGCGGCUGCGGCGAGUACGAGUGCAGCAUGUGCAGCACGCGCAUCAGCGACGGCAGCGCGCGCACCGAGCUGAGCGACUUCGGCGGGGACGCGCCGGGCGGCCGCCGCGACGUCGACAAGGGGAGCGACGGGGACGUGGGCCGGGCCCCCACGGGCUCCUCCUCCUCCAUGCAGUGGAGCCCCCUGGAGAGCGAGUCCUUCUACCUGGACCUGCACAGCUCUCCCUGCGGCUCCCAGCGCACCGGCGGCGGCGGCGGCGGCAGCAGCAGCAGCAGCCCCUCGGAGCCGUUCACCGUGCGCGUCGACCGCGAGCUCCGCUCGGCGUCGGCGCUCGACUACGACGCGGACGCCGACGGCAACCUGUGCGGCACGGGCGACCGCGCCGCCGCCGCCGCGCCCGGUGGACUCGGCGCAGGCGGGGGGGGAGGCGCCGGGCGCGCCGUCGAGGAAUCGGCCGCCGACGAUGACGACGGCCUCGGCGUCGGCCGCGCGAGCGCAGCGGCCGGAGGGCGCGAUUCGCCUCUGCCGGGGGCGAGCGGGUCGCGGGGAGAGGCGCGCCUGGUGCAGGCCAUGCAGAACUACUACCGGCUGGUCACGGUGGACCUGUCCACGCAGUCGACGCCGUCGCACACGGCCGUGUGCUCGUCGGCCGAAAGCAGCGCCUCGUCCGAGGGGCCCGGCGGCGCCGCCUUCGGCCCGGCCGAAGCGUCCACGGAGUACUACUUGUUCGACAGGCCACGUGCCGGCGGAGAGGGGGCGACUCCCGUGGACGAGGCGGGCGGCCGCCGCUCCUGCACGUCGCCUGCCCUCGCGAGAGGACGAUUCGGGGAUGCCGAGAGAGAUGGUGGCGAGAGCCAGGUGGCGACGCAGCAGCAGCGGCCUGAGGAGGAAGCGUCCGGCCAGCGAGUUGGCGUGGAGGCAAGCGGCAAAGUCGCGGAGCGCGAGGUGCCGGCGAUCGAUGAGAAUUCGGUGUUGGAUUCGAUGGAUUUUGCGAGCUGGGCCGAGAGGUUCAAGACGCACCCACAUGAGAGGGACGACAGCCUGGGCGAAGGUUUGAGAUGUCGGGAGUCUCCGAAAGAUUCCUCCCUUAAGACGCCGACGAGGGACGAUGAAAGUCAAAUGUUAGAGUUGACCACCUGGUCUUUCCGAAGCAAGACCUCCAUCGAGAGUAGGCAGGAGUCCCUGACCGACAGUCCGCAGUCUUCCAACGGUGCUUACAGAGAGGGCGAGAAGGACGAAGACAUGCUGAGGGGUUUUGACAUCCGGCCUUACAAACACGUCUGCGGGCUCAACACGUGCCACAGCUUCCCACGGCACAUCACGCCCUCGCUGAGGCAGCGCUCAAAGAGCUACGACCAGAGCCUGGGCCGCAAGCCGCUGCAGGGCAUCGUCUCCUUCAACCGCCUGCUCAGCUGCCCCAGCGAGCUGAGCCAGGGCCCCGCGUCGCAGCAAGCCACGCCGCAGAAGCGUGUCACCUCUUUCGCCAAGAUCGCUCAGAGCCGCAAGAAGGGAGGCGGCCCGUCGCCGCCUCCGCCGCCGCCGCCACAGUGCCGGCACAGCGACCUGGCGUCGAUGCAGAUCACGCCGAUCGACGAGCGCUCGAGCCUCGGGAACGGACCCUACGAUUCGGCCGGAAGUGCAUGCCGUGUCACCGACGAAGCGGCAGGCGGUGCCCUCGACGGCUCCCCCAGUGUCGGCCGAUCCCUGUCCCGGAGGUCGAACCCCUUCCAGAGCGAGCCGAAUCUCCCGCAGAGCAGCGGCGGCGGCAAAGUCCCCUCCUCCGCGAGCUUCACGCUGAACGGCAGAGCCGUCCCCGAGUACCUCCAGACGUGGAGCCCCUCGCCCCCCUACGCGUGUCCCGCGGACGACACGACGGGCAGCGGCGGCGAGGAGGACGGUAGCGGCGGCAACGGCGGCGGCGGCGCUCUGCCCAAGGGAAGGAGAGAGGAGGCGGCGCGGGCGGGCGCGAGCGCCGGCACGCGGGGAGAGGUGUGCGGCGAAUGUGCCGACGGCCAGAGAAGAGACGCGGAUGUGAUGGGCGCUUCUGGCGGUGGGCGUUCGUGGGCAUUACGGGAAGGUCACGCGACUGCAGGCUUGGGCACAAAUCCGGGUGCAAAAACAACGACACCAGCGCAAUACGGCAAAGAGCAUAGGCCCACGACGCUGCCAAUCCAGCCCUUCAUCCUGCACCACCACCUGAGCCGACAGCUUGCUGCCCGUCCCUUCCGGCCCGCCCGCGGCGCUCCGCAGCAGCCGAGCGCCGCUCUCCCGCUCGCUCACGGGCAGCCGCAGCCGCCAGCGUCGGACCCCGCGGGGAGCGGCGGCCCCCCUCCCCCAGCGAGCGCCGCCCAUGGCCGGUCGGCGCCCCUGGGCCACCCCGGCGGUCAGCUUCCGCUGCAGAUCUCUCGCCCGACCCUAACGGGCACCCGCCUGGCCGCCUUGGGGUCCUCGCAGUCGCUGGGCGGCUCGCAGGGCUCGCGGGACGUCGCGCUGCAGCAGUCGCUGGGGGAGGACGGAGGCGACGGCGCGGCGAGGCUAGCGCAGCGGGCGGCCGACGCCAGGGACAGCGGCAGCGACAGCGACCAGUGGAACUCGGACGGAGGCGCGGCGCUAGCGGUGGUUUCGGCGGGGACGGCACGGCAGAGCCUGGUGUGCGAGUGCCGCUCGCGGAGGCGCUGGCGCCCGCCCCCCGGCGCUAUCCGCCCCUCGCCGCUCGGCAGCCUGUCGCCCAUUCGGGCCGACCUCCUGCUCCUGGCGUCGGCUUCCCCGACCCGGGCCACCGCUGCCGCGGGCGCCGGCGGCGCGCUGCUGCCGCCGCAGCCGCCGCCGCCGCCGCGCAGCUCGUCGUACCCGCCCACCAUCGCGACGUACUCGUGCGGCCUGGCCCUCGCCGGCGACAGUAGCGCGGAGCAGUCGCCCGCCGGCUCGAGCGUGCCGGGGAGGUGCUCGUCUUCGAAGUUGGGCGGAUUCCUGGGCAACACGGUUGCAGCGCCGGCCGCGUCUUGCGCGUCGCCGAAGAAGGCCGGUGGCUCAGGCGGAGGGGUUUUUGGGGGGGAGACGUGGCGGCCGCAGCCGCUGAAGCGAUCGCCGAGGUUCACGUCCUUGCAGGCGAACUCCAGUGCGCUCGGGCCUCCUCAGGGUCACUCGCAACGAGCUGCCGCCACCACCUCCACUGCCAGGCACCUGGCGGAGACGCGGUGGGGUGGCUCGGAGGCGCCGAGGCCGCUCAGGGAUGGUCCAGCUGCUGAGAGGGUAGGAGACGGUGGAAGAUUUCACAGCAGCUGCGCCACCUCAAGAGCCAGCCAAGGGACGCUGAUACAGCCCGCCUCCGACCUGGAAGUGCUGUGGCACGGGCGGCGGGGCUGCCGCUCCUCGAGCUCGCCGGCUGUGCGCUGCGGCUCGUUCCCUCACCGCGCGAGCAGCUCGUGGGCCUCCCGAACGCGCGCGCACACCCAGGGUCCGUCUGCGAGGCCGCUGCAGGCCUACUACAGCGACUUCUGCCCUGACUACUUCUCGAUGGCGGAGCGGCCACCGCACGAGUUUUGCCUGAGUCCCGACGACUCCGACUCGUCCACAUCCAUCGAUCUGCUGGAGAAGAGAGCGCUCGUGCAGACGGUGAAUUCUGCAAUUGACCUGAUUGUGGCUCAUUUUGGAACCACUCGAGACCCAGGGGUGAAGGCUAAGCUCGGUGACAGCGCGGUGAGUCCCAACGUGGGCCACCUGGUACUCAAAUACCUGUGUCCAGCGCUGAGCAACGUACUCAAGGAUGGACUGAGGCCUCACCUCCUGGACCUCAUCGUCGGCCGACGAAGAAACACCCCCUGGAGCGUCGUGGAGUCUUCCACGCAGCUCGGUCCCUCAACCAAGAGACUGCAUGGCCUAUACCAGCACCUGUGUCAGCUGACGGAGCUGAGCAGCCAGAGCAUGCGCUUCAACGCCUUCAUCCUCGGCCUGCUCAACAUGAAGUCCCUGGAUUUCUGGAUUAGCUACCUGCACAAUCACGAAGGUAUACUAACCACGCACUACCUGCCCGAAGGCUUCCUCGCGAUGCCGAGCGGCGCGUGCGCCCCGCUCGUCGACGAGCUCGUGCUGCUGCUGCAGCCGCUGGCGCUGCUCCCGUUCCGGCUGGACGAGCGCUUCGAGUUCGCGUCAGGGGAGCAGCAGCGCGAGCAGAUCCGGCAGCACGAGCGACUACGCAGCCAGUUCGAGAGUCUCCAGCGCUCGGUGCACUCCACCUUCCAGUUUAUGCGCCACUGGAGCAACCCCACUGCCGCUGGCGCCGCCGACGCGACCGACGCCGCCGCCGCCGUCGACGCCGCCGCCGCCGCCGCCGCCGUGCCUGGCGAAGGGGUCGUAGGUCGCACGAUGAACGAGCUGGCGGCGGACGCAGGGGUGCGGGGGUCGUACGUGUCGCCCGAUGGAGGGGAGGAUCGCGUGGCCGCCAUCGGCCUGUCGGAUCGUAGCGAGAAGGACCUUGAAGGUUUCGACCCCAACCAGGAGCAGUCGUUGUACAGCUCGUGCCAGGAGCUGAGGGACGACGUGGUGGAAGGUGACGUGGGAAGGGAGAAACGCUCGGCUGUCGCCGAACAGCGCACGUUGCCCAACGUUUCCGCAUUACGGGAUGACGCUGAGAUCGAUAAGGCGCCCAAUCAGAUGGUGACGUGCGCCGAGUGCAAACAUUCCGCUUCCGGCGUGCAGAGCCAGGAGGCGGAGAAGCCUCAGGAAGGCGGCGAAAGUAGAGCCGAGCAUUCUUUGGUGCAGAAAGAAGAGGAACACGCCAGCGCUUGCGGUCCUGCUGCCGUGAGCAACAAACAGCCGACGUCGAGCCAGUGGCAGUCAAGGAACGUAGACUGGUGGCAACAGCUCAAGGAGAGCUCUCAGAUAUAUCUGACUGCAGAACGAGAGGGUGGGGGGCCGAAGUUUUCCAGGUGGAACAGGCCUCACUCGUUCACGUACGUGAAAGCGGGCGAGCUGCCAGAAAAGCAAAUUUCGAAAAGCGCAGAGCCGCACAAAGGGCAUUCGCCCGACGGGAGGAAUUUUGCGCAGGGCGGCAAGGAAACGCUUCCCACGCCGGACGCCUUCAGGGUGUCCAGAGAGCCCACUCGCAAAAGUGGCGGGCAGGAUUAUUUGAAGAAGACGCCGCCUUCCGACCCGGUAGCUGGGGAGAAGAAACGAGGGUGGCUGGGAAGCCCCCCAGACUCGGAUGACCUUGACAAGCCACUUGAGGGGGGCCAGGCAGUGGAGAGGCGCAGAGGCGAUGUGGAAGCUCCGCAGCCGCCGGCCGUCCUGUGGCUGGGUCGUCUCUUCGGCGCGAGCCCUCACAGGCAGCAGCAGCAGAAGAAGAAUGCGAAGGAUGUGCAGACGCUGAGGUCACCCCAGAUCAACAGGCUGCCCUCCAGCUGGCUCGGCCUGGACAUGUCGACGUUCGGCCUCGUUCCCAGCCUGCCGGUCGCCACGGAGACCAACCAAGCAACCCUGAGCCCCGACAACGGCGGUUCUGUCUCCGCUGGGGCGACCACAGGCGCCCAAUCGCUCGCCGCUCGACCCGCUCACGAGACGUCGCCACGGGAACGAGGCUCCACUGAUAGCCGUGUGGACAGAGUGAGGGAGGUGACGGCGCUCUGCCACCACGCGGCGGCCGAUCGCGGGCAGCCGAGCGUCCGCCGGGGCGACGUCCCGCAGGCGACGGGCGCGGUCGUCCCCGGGCGGGUCCUGCGCCACGCGCAGGGCGGGCAGACGGGGCCGGCGCCCGGCGCCGCCGGCUUCGUCUCAACGAUGGAGGACAGCGAGCGCUAGCACCGCGGGUCCUCCCGGGGGUCGCGACGUGACCCGGGGUUGGGGGGGUGGUCAUCGUUGCAGCGCUCGACUGGCCCUGUCGUGGUAUUGGUAACGAUUUCGAUUUUGCCGACUUUUUUCUGUCGUCGUGUAUGGACGGCAAGUCGCGGAUUUUAGGUUCGUACACUGAAAGUAUCGCUGCUGAGGUAGGUUUAAGCGUGGCCGUGCGUUUUUGUACGUAGAGGGUUAGAGUUGCAUUUUAAGUGAUCCCGGCAAGGGAUGUCCGCUUGUACAACACACGCCGACGUUUAAAACAUUUAGAUUUUCAUUUGCGGAUUGAAGCACUAUUGCCGUUUGACUAAAUGCCAAAUAUGAUAACCAAUUAAUACACCGUUGUGUUUGAACCCACGUAACAAGGACUUCUUGAUUAAAUGCUUUCAUUGCCAGGAGUCUCACUCAAACGGAACUCAUCUUCUGGUGUCAGGAUAUGCAUGUUAGGCAAUGUAAUUUGUCUAAAAUGACUCCAGAUAGUAACGAUAGUACGACAAAAAUAACUGUAACGUCUCAUUAAAUGCUCUCCUCCGGGCGCACUGUUAGACCCAGGUCGUGUUGCGGUGCCGCUCGCAAUGGGACGGGUUCCGGCGCGCGAUAAAUCGAUGGGCAGAGCCCAGAAUUUGUUUGUUCACCUUACCACAGGGGCCGUUUUGCAGAACGGAACUGCGGCUUUCUUGCGAUGGCGAGAAAAGAGGGUGACGAACGCUUGCCGGAGCAGGGCUACGAUCCUUGAAAGGUUCGUCGAUGAGCACUGAAUCAAAGUGUUGAGUACUUUUUUUCGCUUAAACAUAGGCACAUCCUAUUGUACACGGUAUAAUAAUAAUCCUUUAGCCGCUCCCCUGCCUGAGGUGUAGACCAACGUUGCUUUGCUGUGCAAGUAAGGCCGCAUGCAGUCUGCGGAACGGACGACACAAACUGUCGUGUACCCUGUAUUCUGUACCACGUGCCCUGUCUCAUGGCUUAGCAGCAUGCCUUGGUGUGGCCUGUCCAUUCCCCGGCAGUACCCUCUGAAUCCCAGGAAUCUAAAGGGACCGUCCGAUGGGAAUUUGAUUGUAUUUGUUAAUUUUCGUGUAAUAUUUAUUCUCCGCAAUGUUAUCCCGAUCGUGCCAUUGCGUCCGUCACGAGACCAAUGCAUUCUCUCGGGAUCUCUCGCAGACGAAGCGCAACCCUUCCUGUUGCAGAAUGGCCCCGCGUAGGUGGGUAUUGCAGAGCUACAUCCGAGAUCCUUUCACGUGACCGCACAUUAAAAGAGGGCGGGCACUUUGAUGGGAUGUUGUUGAAGCUGCCUUCCCUCUGGAGUUCGACGUUAAGGAUGCAUAAAAUGCUACCGACCUUCCCUCGCGUGUGCCACCUUGUGGCUCGAGUCUAAUCGUGCAUCGGUUGUCCCGCAGUUUAUUCAACUCCAGUAUACGUAACGUGUAAACGGUAUUUAAAUUAUUGAAGGCAUCGGGGCCCCUGUAUAUUGUGAGAUAAUACAACGUAACGCGAUUAAGUAAGUGCUGCGUGUUCGAGAGGAAAGUUUCAUUUUGAUGAGAUUGAAUAAAUUGGGCGCACUGAUUGUAGUAACACUAUUUUAAAUUUAGUCGUGCAAUUGAAGGAGGGAGAGACGAUCCAGUUGUAUUUUACCUAACAUAUGAACCGAGCGCUGAUGAUUUUAACCCAUGACACAUUUCACAUUCAGAAUGCCAUGUCCGGAUUUUAAGAUGAGGCGGUACCGAUCCAUAAAUAUUACUUGCUACCACAUCAGCACUGCAGGGGUGUAUUUAGUUUACAACUGAUAAUAGAGAAAAAUAAUUUCAAAAUGCUGCUUACCAGUUGGGAAACGUAAGGCAGGAUUUCUAGUGAUGCUGUAGCAAUGUAUGAUAACCCACUAUUUUGUCCAUACAAUGCCUCAAUUUAAAGAAAUCUGUUGCUAUUUUGUUUUUGACAAAUUGAAUUGACCGUCCUUAAGCCUUAAAAUUAAUAAUGCUAUGACUACCGCUCUCAAGAUAUUAGCAUCAGAGUUACACGCCGUACACCAUGGCUAAGUACGUGUGCUUGCUUAGUAUACUGUCCAAGAUUCGUACACGGAUGUCUCACGAUCACAGUUUGAAAGAAAAAAAACCCCUUGUUUUUGUUGUUUACAAACAUCCUCGCCAUAACUUAUGUUACCGAAAAGGAACUCUUUUGACCAUGUGACCUUUUUAUUGUUGUUGUAACCACGUGAAACACCGUGUAAACUCCUGGCCCUCUUGGCGGUGCUGUGGCGAUUCGUCGCAAUUGAGAUUCGUCAGCACUUUGCACGCCCAUGCUGGCCCGGCCGUUGUAUAUCUUUGGCUUUGGAAAUUAAUUCGUAUUUAAUUGUGCGUCUCGUUCAGUCCGUAGCUGGCUCAUGUACAGUAUAGAUUCAUUAAUAAAUUGUAACUUAUUGACUAUGGUUGUGUGCAAUGUAAAAGAUAAUACCCAUUACAAUAAAGCACAUCAUUAAAGUAG